AUCACUUCCAUUGUUUUAUAUAAUAACCGAAUAAUGAAAAUAACUCCAUUGUUACACAUCUGUUGUUUUUUGUAUUUUAAUUACAAUUAUGGAAAUGCUAUUGAACUUAAUGAAGUAAAAAGUUAUUUGGCAGAUGUCAAUAGUACAAUGUGGAAUAUUGUUAAAAACUAUGGGCUUUCAAAUUUACCCGUACCAGAUUAUCAACUUCCAUAUAAUGUAAGUUGUUUUGGAUAUAAGUUGCUAGGAUCUUUGUACUUAAAGGAUGGAUUUGCAUUUGACUUUUCUAAAUUUCUAGUAGACGAAAGAAAAAUCGAACAAAGAUUUAUACCAAUAAAAGAACCCAAUCAGUAUACUAUUAAGGGAGUGAUUGAAAUUAAAAAAAUGCAAAUAUUCCAAGAUUUUAAAUUCGAAUUUCAAAAUAUAACAAAUUAUACAGAUAAAGCAAUUGGAUCUGUUAUCAUUGAACCAGAUAUAUUUACAUUUUUAUUUAAUAUUACAGUAUCGUUUCCAAGUAAAGAGAUAGUUGCAAUAGUUGACAGUUUAUCAGAUAUUAAACCUGGAUUGAAAUUUUAUCCCAACAAUGGAUUAACACAAAGAUUGCGUAAACAAUUUUUUUAUGAAGCUGCCAAAAAGAAAGAAUUUGUUCUCGAUAAAUUAAGAAUCGAAUGGAAACCAAUAUUUGAUACAUUUUUAAAAGAAGCUGUAAAACAAGUGAAUUUUCCCAAAUUUAAUAUUGAAUAAAAUUGACAAAAAAGAGAGAAUUUUUUUUCCUGAAUAAUGAUAACUUUUUGUAGAA
Molecule: messenger RNA, 796 nt
Organism: Leptopilina boulardi
Lineage: Eukaryota; Metazoa; Arthropoda; Insecta; Hymenoptera; Figitidae
Exons: 3
Coding region: 34-741 (235 amino acids)
Source: RefSeq, a predicted model, not a curated record